Messenger RNA from Melanotaenia boesemani (Boeseman's rainbowfish), 2052 nucleotides. RefSeq lists its product as uncharacterized. The coding region runs from base 499 to 2052 and encodes 517 amino acids. The transcript is spliced from 10 exons. Lineage: Eukaryota; Metazoa; Chordata; Actinopteri; Atheriniformes; Melanotaeniidae. The record is from RefSeq and is a predicted model, not a curated record.
AGAUAUAUUGCCCAGCUCUAAUAUAUAUAUAUAUAUGUGUGUGUGUGUGUGUGUGUGUGUGUGUGUGUGUGUGUUCUUACUGAGACACACUGGGGAACACCUCCUCCAGGGACUAGUGAUCAUGAGAUGAGUGUGCGUUUCUACACAGCAAAUUGAAUAGUGUUAAAUUUCCAGAGUUUUCCUUAACAGAGUAGAUUUUUAACACUGUAGAGUUGAAUGGGUGUACUGCACUCUGUCUGUAUGUAAACAGGUGACACUUUGUGGUGUUAAUUAUUGGUGUGGUGUUGGUGUAGUUUUUGUAGAGUUCAUUGUAAUCCUACAGUGUGCAUUUAUUGAUUGAGUCUCCUCGGUCCGCAUCUCGACAAUCCGACGUGAUGACGUCGCUGUACGUUACAUUUUGCCACACCCAGCUGAGAGCCGUUAUUUUUUGGCGGAUCGUUGUUGCAAGCUGACGGACACGGAGGACUUUUGCACCGUAUACCAAGAACAAAAACAGCAAUGCUCUUCAAAGUUCAGUAUCAAAGAAAGAAGAAGUACAUCAAACUAAAUGGAAUCUCUUACUCUGCAAUCUUGAAAGAAGCUAAGGAGAAGUUUGGGAUUCCCAGUGACACCAGCAUGUAUCUAACGGAUGAAACGGGAACAGAGGUUGAUGAAGAAGUCUUCAGUGAUGUCAUAGAAGAAAAAUCAGACAUUCUCUGGACUAUUGUUGAUGCCCAUUCAGUGAUCGAGUCCCCUGCACAGUCUUCCUGUACAGACACCCUGUCUCUCUCAUCACAGUCAUCUGAGACUGAGGAGUCCCUCACAUCACCAAAGAGGCUGCGUAUUGAUGACAGCAUAGAGGCGAAAGAGCUUAUCAGAACAGUCCUGGAAACAAAGGCAGGAGGGGAGAAGAUACUCAAAGAAUACAGCAAGACAAGGGAAAUUACAGACCAAGUACGACGGAAGCUCGUCAACAUUGUUGUUGCUGAUAUGGUUGAGAAGUACGGGAAUGCUCCACCCAUGGACAUCAGGACCCGUUAUGCUAUGGGGAUUGUUGGACUUUUCCCAUCACUUAAAGAUCCUUUCUCUCAAAAAGGAUAUGAGCAUUUUUUUGAUGCCAGCAGUAAUGAGGGCUACAUUGCUUGGAAGUUAAAAAACAUGCAGCGAGAAUUUAGCCUUGGCAGGAGGAGCAGCAGCAGCAGCAGCAGCUCCACCACCAGUAGGGAAACAAAAGAAAGAGGACCAGAGUUUGAAAGAGAGGUGACUACUGCUCAUCAGUUGGAUGGAGACCAGUGUAGGGAGGCCAUUUCUCUACUGAAGCACAGCACAGAUGUUGAGCAGACCUUCAUGAAAAUGAGACAAACCUUCCAGUACAGACAGAAAUUGAUUCAUAAUCCUGAGAAAUCCAGCACGGUGUUUACUGUCUUCCCAAGAUUCCUGAACACAAAAGGACUGGUCCUGCAAGACUUUCAGAUGUUGUUUGGAGAGGAGACCUCUUCAAAGCUCCUGGAGAAGUGGGGAACAUUCCUUAAGACAAAAAUCAUAAAAGAAGCACGGAACCUCACCAAGACACCCACACUUGAUUCUCUUAUCCAUGCUGCAGAGGAGAACCCAGAUGAAGAUGUCCCAAGCUGGGAUAGUGACAUGGCCUCACUGCUGCUCUUGGUUUAUCUCCUGCCUCCACCACCUGGUGGGAAAAAGAGACCUGUGAAGAUCAGCGUCCGGGAAGCAGUGGAUCACGUUGUCAAGUUUCACAAGUCUUGCCGUAGCCUUCAAGAGGUGACCAGCUCAGACAAGGGGAGACAGCCCUACAUCCUGGCAGUUGGGACAUCAAAAAGCAGUAUUCAUGACUACUACAUCGUGGUGGAUGGGCAACUCCUUCCCUGCAAGGCUAAGUCUUCCCUGUCUGCCUUUGAUGAACUUUUCAAAACACAUUAUGUUUUCGGCAUCUCUUAUGACCAGGCCCUUAACAACAUGUACACAUUUGUACAGACCACCAUUUACAACAUCGAUGUGGGCCUCUGUCAUGAAAGUCCAAGGGUGAAGGACAUGAGAUCUAAACUCCUCAACUGA